CAUAACACCAUGUCAGCUUAAAAUUCAAAAUCUCAAAGUCAGUUAAUCACAUUCUCUCAAAGAUUAAUUGAGUAAUGGGCAAAUCAUUUAGAGCUAUGAUUUUUUCAUAUAUUAAAUCGGCAUAACAAAUUGAUUGAUUAUGAUAGACCUAAAAAACUGAGGAAGAUUCAGUAUCUUUUCAAAUUAGGAAAUAUAAAAAAAUUUUGCUGCCUUUUUUCAGUAAAAAAAAAUCUGUGAUUAUUGCGCAGAGCAAAAAUGGAUUAUUAUCAAACUACGAAUCCGAGUUAUGGAAUGGCGGAGGCUUCGAUGGCGAGUGAGGGAAUUCUAUUCGGGGAAAUCCGAAGGCGGGACAAAGUUGUCGUCUUUUCCCUCACUGGCCUGACUCUUUUGAUGCUGUCUGCUUGCUUCGUGUAUGGAAUGGUUCAACCGAAGAGACUUAUCAACCUUUUCUUCACUUUGUGUAUAUGUAUGAUGAGUAUCUCUGAGUUGGUCAUCAUCUUCUGGUACCGGAGGGGGGAGUUGGACCCCAAGUUCAGAUACCUCAUAUGCUACAAUGCCAUCUGCAUCAUCGCUCUCUGCACCUGCUGCCUCAUAUUCGCAGCCUCCGAAAAUUGAAGACCGCCGCAAAAAUCGGAUCUCUUCAAAUCUCCCCCCUAUUUAUACCUCAAUGAGUAUACACCCCUAUGCAUGACUA
Symsagittifera roscoffensis is the source of this 694-nucleotide messenger RNA. RefSeq names its product transmembrane protein 243-like. The transcript has 2 exons. Bases 256 to 615 code for a protein of 119 amino acids. Lineage: Eukaryota; Metazoa; Xenacoelomorpha; Acoela; Convolutidae. The record is from RefSeq and is a predicted model, not a curated record.